UUUUUCAAAGACAUAUUUUUGUUUGCAUGUUACUGUUUGGCACAAAUUCUGUUUAGCACGGAGAAGUUAAUUCAUUGUUAAGUUCUGUGCUUAAAUCCUGCAUUCAUUAUGUAAACUCCUUUUUUCCAUAUAGCCUUCCAGGGUUUGAUGAAAAAUAGAUUCCUAAACAAGCCAAACCUGCCAAACAGGAAGAAAAGCUUUCAGUGGAAUCAUAAUGUUCCCUUGAAAUAGAAGUGUUUUAGCUUGUACGAGCGUAUUUCUCUCCUGAAAAGAAAUGAGAUCAUGUUUCAUUUCAGGAAGAUUUAUGCUUCAGGAAAAAUCCUCUCCUCUUUUAUAAUAUCAUCAGGUAGACAUCUGAGCAGAAUCAACACUCUCAAUUACAUAAAAUAAACAAUGGCAUAUUAUUGGAAAACAGAUCUAAAUACCAGUGAAUCACAUCAAGAGCAGGAUGAGCACCAAGAAUUUCACUCCGUAAAUCAGUUCCUUUUUCCUAGCCAAGUCGGUCUGGGUUUUGAUCAGCUAGUAGAUGAGAUCAGUAAUAAAAUUCCACUCUGUCAGACUGAAAUGGAAGAAAACACUGUUUUUGUACCGAGUGCACCAAGCGGGAACUCAAGAAAGUAUUCAUUAGAUGAAACACACCAAAUACCUUUGAAUGAAUUCACUUCUAAAAGCUCAGAACUCUCUUGUCUCCAGGUUAGGAAAAUACCUGUAAUUGGUUUUAGGAGCUCUGUGCUACAAAAACCUGAAAACACGAACAAAGGAACCUCUUGGGGAAACCCCAUAGGAAAAUAUCAUGGUGCUGAUUACAGGUUCAAUAUUUUAGCUUCAUCAUCUACUAGUCUGGAUAAAAUUAAUUCACAGAGAGAAUUAGAAAAUGAAAAUCACAACUACUACAUAGGAUUUGAAAGCAGCAUCCCUUCUAUGUAUCCAUCCUUCUCACCUGACUUCAUGCCAAAAGAAGAGAAUAAAAGAUGUAGAAAUACGGACAUUGUGGAACAUUCUCUGAUGCCUUUUGAAGGGUCUUCUUUACCCAGGACCUGGGAAAAUACAUGGCCAAAGAAUAGAAAGCUGACAGGUUAUUCUCUUCAGCUAGUCGAAGUACCUCAAGGCAGUAAUAAGACUCUGGCCUCCUUCUGUGACAAAGUGAAAAAAAUAAGAGAAACAUACCAUGCAGCUGACAUUAAUUCCAACUCAGGGAAGAUCUGGAGCACGACUACAGCAUUUCCCUAUCAGCUUUUUUCUAAUACUAAGUUUAAUAUAAGUAUUUGUAUUGAUAACUCAACACAAGUACUUCAUUUUAUGCCAUAUGCUAAUUAUCUUGUCAAAGACCUAAUUGCAGAGAUUCUACAUUUUUGUACAAAUGACCAGUUAUUCCCCAAAGAUCAUCUUCUAAGUAUAUGUGGCUAUGAAGAAUUUUUGCAGAAUGAUUACUCUUUGGGGAGCCACAAAAUAUUUCAGAAAGAUAAAUCUGUUAUUCAACUUAAUCUGCAGAAAAAUGGGGAAGUUCCAGGAAAAUUAUCUCGAAAGCAUGAAGAUGACCACAGUCAGUUUUAUCUGAACCAACUUCUAGAAUUUAUGCAUAUUUGGAAAGUAUCCAGACAGUGCCUCUCAACAGUAAUAAAAAAAUAUGACUUCCAUCUGAAAUGCCUAUUGAAAACCCAGCAAAAUGUAGAUGAUAUUAUUGAAGAAGUGAAAAAUAUAUGCAGUGUUCUGGGGUGUGUGGAGACCAAACAAAUUACAGAUGCUGUAAAUGAACUAAAUCUAAUUCUUCGGAGAAAAACAGAGAAUUUUCAUGAAAAUUCAGAGACUUCAGCAAAAGGCUUGAUAGAGAAAGUGACAAGUGAACUAUCCAGGUCAAUCUACCAGCUUAUCAAUGCCUAUUGCUACAGCUUUUAUGCAGAUUUCCAGCCUCUAAAUGUACCUGAUGAGAUCUCCUAUGUAAAUCCUGGGCUCCAUUCCCACCUUAGCUUCACAGUGUAUGCAGUUCACAACAUUCCAGAGAUUUGGGUGCACAGCUAUAAAGCAUUUUCUUUUUCCUGUUGGCUUACAUAUGCUGGAAAGAAGUUGUGCCAAGUGAGAAGCUACAGAAGUAUUCCAGUCAAAAAAUUGUUUUUUCUCCUGGUCAACUGGAAUGAAACGAUCAAUUUUCCUCUUGAAAUAAAGUCACUUCCAAGGGAAUCCAUGCUCACUAUAAGAUUGUUUGGGGUUGUCUGUGCAACCAGUAAUGCCAAUUUAUUGGCUUGGACUUGUCUUCCAUUGUUUCCGAAAGACAAAUCCAUUCUUGGGUCUAUGCUAUUCAGCAUGACAUUAGAGAAUGAGCCUCCCAUAGAAAUGAUAGCUCCAGGACUGUGGGAUACAAGCCUGCCAUCUCCAGUGAUCCUGCAGAUUGAUUUUCCAGCUACUGAGUGGGAGUAUAUGAAACUUGAUUCUGAAGAGAAUAGAAAUAAUCUUGAAGAACCACCAAAAGAGUGUUUAAAACACAUUGCCAGACUUUCACAGAAACAGUCUCCUUUACUACUCUCUGAGGAAAAGAGAAGAUACUUAUGGUUUUAUCGCUUCUACUGCAAUAAUGAAAACUGCUCCCUUCCUUUGGUCCUGGGUAGUGCCCCUGGAUGGGAUGAAAGAACUGUUUCAGAAAUGCAUACCAUUUUGAGAAGAUGGAAAUUUUCUUGCCCUUUGGAGGCACUUGGACUUCUGACUGCUGGUUUUCCAGAUCAAGAAAUUCGUAAAGUGGCUGUUCAGCAAUUAGACAACCUUUUGAAUGAUGAACUACUGGAAUAUCUCCCACAGCUAGUUCAGGCUGUCAAGUUUGAAUGGAACCUUGAAAGUCCUCUGGUACAACUCCUAUUGCACCGUUCAUUGCAAAGCAUCCAGAUUGCCCAUCGUCUUUACUGGCUGCUAAAGGAUGCACAGAAUGAAACUUAUUUUAAAAGCUGGUAUCAGAAGCUGUUGGCUGCUCUCCAAUUCUGUUCAGGAAAAGCCUUGAGUGAUGAGCUUUCCAAGGAGAAGAAACUUAUUAAAAUUCUGGGAGACAUUGGGGAAAAAGUCAAGUCUGCCAGUGACCCUCAAAGACAGGAGGUACUAAAGAAAGAGAUUGGCAGACUAGAAGAAUUCUUUCAGUGUAUAAAGACCUGUCACCUUCCUCUGAACCCUGCCCUGUGUGUAAAGGGUGUUGAUUGUGAUGCAUGUUCAUAUUUCACAUCUCAUGCUGUGCCAUUGAAGAUUACUUUCAUCAAUGCUAACCCAAUGGGCAAAAACAUCAGCGUCAUUUUUAAGGCUGGAGAUGAUCUUCGUCAGGAUAUGCUUGUUCUGCAGAUUAUUCAAGUGAUAGACAAUAUUUGGCUGCGGGAAGGCCUGGAUAUGCAAAUGAUCAUUUAUAGAUGCCUAUCCACAGGGAAAGGUCAAGGAUUGGUGCAGAUGGUACCCGAUGCCAUAACCCUAGCAAAGAUUCAUCGCCAUGCUGGGCUGAUUGGACCUUUGAAGGAAAACACAAUCAAGAAGUGGUUCAGCCAGCACAACCAUUUAAAGGAAGAUUAUGAAAAGGCCUUGAGGAACUUUUUCUAUUCCUGUGCUGGCUGGUGUGUGGUAACGUUCAUCCUGGGAGUCUGUGACCGGCAUAACGACAAUAUCAUGCUGACAAAGUCAGGCCACAUGUUUCAUAUUGACUUUGGAAAAUUCCUAGGUCAUGCACAAACAUUUGGAGGGAUAAAAAGGGACCGAGCACCUUUUAUUUUCACUUCAGAGAUGGAGUACUUUAUUACAGAGGGUGGGAAAAACCCACAGCAUUUCCAAGAUUUUGUGGAGCUUUGCUGUCAAGCUUAUAAUAUUGUCAGAAGGCACAGUCAACUGCUCUUGAACCUGUUAGAAAUGAUGCUACAUGCAGGAUUGCCUGAGCUGAGUGGAAUCCAAGACCUGAAAUACGUGUAUAAUAAUCUUCGUCCACAAGACACAGAACUGGAAGCAACAAGUCAUUUUACCAAGAAAAUAAAGGAAAGUCUGGAGUGCUUCCCUGUUAAGUUAAAUAACUUGAUCCAUACACUUGCACAAAUGACAGCCAUAAACCCUGCUAAAUCUACUUCACCGACUUUGCCCCAGGAAUCCUGUAUGCUGAAUGUAACCAGGUCAAUUCAGAGAGCAACAAUUUUAGGGUUCAGCAAGAAAACAAGUCAUCUGUAUCUAAUCCGGGUGACACACAGUAACAAUGAAACAAGCCUGACGGAAAAAUCAUUUGACCAGUUUUCAAAACUUCACAGCCAACUUCAGAAGCAGUUUGCAUCAUUGACUCUCCCAGAGUUUCCUCAUUGGUGGCACCUACCUUUUACAAAUUCAGACCACAAAAGAUUCAGAGACCUAAAUCAUUACAUGGAACAGAUAUUAAAUGGAUCAUACGAAGUUGCAAACAGUGAUUGUGUGCUUAGUUUUUUCCUCUCUGAGCCUGUGCAACAAACAAUUGAAUCAUCGCUUAUGGACCUAGGUGAGAAGUUUCCUGACAAGACGCCUAAGGUGCAGUUGGUGAUAUCACAUGAGGAUACGAAGCUGACCGUCCUAGUGAAACACGUGAAGAACAUUCAUCUCCCAGAUGGCUCUGCGCCCAGUGCACAUGUUGAAUUUUAUCUUUUACCAUAUCCCAGUGAAGUUCGUAGGAGGAAAACAAAAUCUGUUCCAAAAUGUACCGACCCCACUUAUAAUGAAAUUGUGGUGUAUGAUGAAGUCACAGAGCUCCGAGGACAUGUCUUAAUGCUUAUUGUGAAGAGCAAAACCGUAUUUGUGGGAGCAAUUAACAUCCAACUUUAUAGUGUCCCUCUCAAUGAAGAAAAAUGGUACCCACUAGGAAACUGUAUAAUUUGACCAUUUCUAUCAACCAAUGCAUUAUUCAUUAACUACUUAUAUCUUUUUCCACUUCUAAGCCUCUCUAUCACAAGAGCAGGACAUUUUUGUUUUCAAAGAUAGCUUAGUGUACCAAGGACACAAGAAAAAGAAAUAAGAAUAGUCUUUUAUAGUUAUAUAUUCUCUACUUGUGUUUCAUUAUUUUCUUAGAAUCUUUUCUCCUUAAUAAAGUACAAAUUUAUUGUGUAAAAUUCAAUAUGUAAAAUAAUAACAACAUUUAAUUUUGAUACAUCUUUUAAAUCAAAUAUGUGUUCACAUCUUUUAAUUGUGUACCUAUGGUUAUAGCAACACUGUUAACGUGGUUUCCAAGAAAUACAGCAAUAAAUAAAUCUCAUCAAUUAAUUCAAGACCUAAGUAUAUUUGUAACAAAUUUUUGAACUUGAAUUAAAUAUAUAUACCUGUGUACUGACUUACACUCCUAUUUAUUGAGGGAAUUAAUAAGCUCUAGCUUUUCUAUCAGAAAAAAACAGGGGAUAAAUGCUU
Lontra canadensis (Northern American river otter) is the source of this 5370-nucleotide messenger RNA. It is a transcript of the gene PIK3C2G, whose product is annotated as phosphatidylinositol-4-phosphate 3-kinase catalytic subunit type 2 gamma. Gene Ontology annotation, molecular function: 1-phosphatidylinositol-3-kinase activity; phosphatidylinositol binding; 1-phosphatidylinositol-4-phosphate 3-kinase activity. The transcript is spliced from 33 exons. The record is from RefSeq and is a predicted model, not a curated record. Lineage: Eukaryota; Metazoa; Chordata; Mammalia; Carnivora; Mustelidae. Gene Ontology annotation, cellular component: cytoplasm; phosphatidylinositol 3-kinase complex; plasma membrane. Bases 394 to 4848 code for a protein of 1484 amino acids. Gene Ontology annotation, biological process: cell migration; phosphatidylinositol-mediated signaling; phosphatidylinositol-3-phosphate biosynthetic process.